UUACACAAGUUUUGCUGUUUUGUUGCAUUGAUCUGCAUGCUGUUGGGCUGUUAAUAAGGACAGAGAAAACAAAAUAAAAACAGAAAAACAAAAAGGAAAGAAAAUUACCAACAUGGCUACUCGAUCAUUUUCUACUUUUGUUGAGCAAGAAAUGGGGAGGUUCACACAUUUUGUGAUCUAUGUGUUGCUUGAAUGGGUGCUGAUAUUCAUACUCUUCCUUGAUGGGUUUCUUGCAUUUGCGGCCAAUGAGUAUGCAAGAUUCUUUGAAUUGCAUAUCCCUUGCUGGCUGUGCACCAGGUUUGAUCAUGUUCUGGUUCACAGAAAUCAUGAUUUCUAUUACAAUGAGUCUGUUUGUGAGGCUCACAAGAAGGACAUGUCGUCUUUGGCUUUUUGUCACAACCACAAGAAGCUCUCUGACAUAAGGAAAAUGUGUGAGGGGUGCCUUCUUUCAUUUGCAACCGAGAAGGAAUCGGAUUGUGACACAUACAAGUCCCUUGUGGGGAUUUUGCACAAGGAUUUGGAGUGCUUUGUUCAGGAUGGCCAGCCGAUUCAGUUGAGUUUGAAGGAUGAUGGGUUCAUGCAGGUUGACAGAUUCAACAAUCAAAGGUGUUCUUGCUGUGGAGAGCCUUUGAAAAUGAAGACUACCAAUGCAAAAGUGAAGCACUCUUCAUCGUUUGCGCGAGCCCCGAAUCCUUCACCGCGAGCUUUUCCAUUUUCAUCAUCAAAAAGCGAGGACUCUCAUUCUCUGGAAUUGCCUCACAUGAGGUACAAAGAACUGAAGUUUAUGUCAUAUCACGAUUCCGAGCUUCACGAGGAUGACUUCAAUAUAAAUAGUCCGAAUGUUAAAUUAAGGGACGACCACAAAUCUGUCUCAAUGCCUCCCGUAUUGUCAGAACUUGAUGAUCUGAAUGAUGAGUCCAGCAAAUUCACCCCGACUUUUACAAGGGGCAAUAAGUUCUUUGGUAUCCCACUCACUGAUUCUGCAAACAACAGUCCCAGAUGGACUUACAGAAUUACCAGGAAAUCACCACUGGAAAAGACAGAAUUUGCCUCUGAGUCUAAUGAGGUAACCCAAAGUGAUUUUGAUGAUGCCAUCUUAAGCAAUUUGAACAGACAAGUUCGUUUGGAUCGCAAAUCACUCAUGGCUUUGUACAUGGAGCUAGAUGAAGAAAGAAGUGCUUCAGCUGUUGCUGCCAACAAUGCAAUGGCCAUGAUCACUCGGCUACAGGCUGAAAAGGCAGCUGUGCAAAUGGAGGCUUUGCAGUAUCAGAGAAUGAUGGAAGAGCAGGCUGAGUAUGAUGAAGAAGCCCUGCAAGCAAGUAAUGAUAUGCUUCUCAAGAGAGAGGAAGCAAUGAAAUCUUUACAAGCUGAAUUGGAGAUUUAUAAGAAACAAUAUGGAUGCUUAGCAGAAGGAAAUGCUUCUAGUAGGGAAACUAUCUCGUCCCUUGGUAACAACUCUUCAUUUAGUUUCAAUGAAGGUCAUGAUAACGGAGAAGAAAAGGAUCUCAACUCUAGUCAAGUUGUGUCAUCUCAGGCAGAAAAUGGAGAGAUAAGACACAGUGAAUCAGUCAAAGAUUUUAAAGCAGAGAGAACAUAUCUUCUUGGCCGGAUAAAGAAAGUAGAAAGUAGAACACCCUUCGAAGAAAGUGGAGUUUAUUCCUUACUGUCUAGCUCUGACAGUGUUAAUAAUUUAGACAAUGAGAAAGGAAAAGGAGGCGAAAUCUUUCUACCAAAAGAACUGUCUUUUCUUGCUGAAAGAGUGAAGGCUCUAGAAGCCAACAGUGGGUUCUUAGACCUUGUUUCCAAUAAAGAUGAGAAAGAUGGUGAAGGUACCAAAAUUUUGACAGAGAUAUCACAGAAUAUAGAGAAACUCAGUCACCUUGUUAUGAACUCCUUUGAGGUAGAGAGUGCAUGAUGCCUAUUUUUCUUUUAUAGUAACUGGCUCUUUAAGUGUUCAUGAGGCUCAGAAUGAAGAUAAUUGAACUUCUUGAGGCUCAGCCUGUAAUAGAAAGACCAAAAAAGUCUUGCUUGUGGUAAAGAUUCCGAGUUAUUCUGAUACUAAAGGUCCUUUGCCAAAUGACAGCUCAUGUGUUGAAAGCAUGAAUGACUUUCUUAUGCCUCAAGAAUGUCCCUGUAAAUUAUUUAAAUUGCUCAGAGGUCAAAGACUUCAAAACUCUGAGCAUGUCUUGUAAUAGGUUUUUAAGAUCCCCAUUUCUAGGCUUCUCUAGCUUUACUAGGAUCAUUUGGACAAACUUGUCUAGGGUUUGCUUGUUUAUAAGACUAUUAUUGUCAACCUUUCCUUUUCUUUUUUAUUACAUGGAAGAAAUGUAAAUUUUAUAUUCCAUUCAAACAGUAAAACAUUCAUUAAAACUCGCCUAUACUAAUCAAAUUCAAUUUCCCAAAUGCUUUUAAGUCUUGCAGGAAUUAGGAUAUAAAAAACCUCUUUUCCAACCAUCCCCAUACUACACUGUUUCAUUUUGUGAAAUACUAUAUAAGCCUAUUUUUGUCAAUUGAACUUGAUAUAUUUCCAGAUUCAUAAGUUGUUAAGCUUUUCUUAUAACUAAAUGAA
This is a messenger RNA of Vigna angularis (adzuki bean), 2569 nucleotides long. RefSeq names its product probable myosin-binding protein 5. NCBI's taxonomy places the organism in Eukaryota, Viridiplantae, Streptophyta, Magnoliopsida, Fabales, Fabaceae. Gene Ontology annotation, molecular function: myosin binding. Bases 113 to 1915 code for a protein of 600 amino acids. The record is from RefSeq and is a predicted model, not a curated record. The transcript is spliced from 3 exons.